UCGUGAUGUGACGUUGUACAGGAACAUGGCGCUUUGGUGGGUAGCUGUUUCAUGACAGUCGGGGCUCUUGUCUAAUUGAUCUGUGUUAACUUAAAUAUCACGAAGCUAUAGACAUCAAAUAUGAGACGUCGUCACGGCCGAGCGCGCAGCUGCUCUCCGUGGACACCGGGACACUAACGUCUCGUAGCGGUGUUUGCUGUCGUCAGCUGAAACUGUUAGCAUUGGCAUGCUAGCUAAAGCUAGUUAGCUGGUGUGACAGUAAGUAGCUAACGUUAAACAUAAUAUAAUAUAAUGCUUGUUUAUGUAGCCCACGCUGACGUUACACUGGCUAUCAAUGAUUAGAAUACGCGGUUGGGUAUCAACACAGACAUUUAUUGUUCAGGACGACGAUUCCAAAUAGCUAACAUUUGUGUUAGCUAAGCCAAGAGGAGGAUGAGGAGCCGCCACGGAUAUGUGUUGUUGCUGGUCGGUGGGAUUCUCCUGUCGGCAGUCUGGCUGUCGGAAGCUGCCCCUCUUCAAUUUCCCCACAAAUCAGGUGGAAGCGAAGGGGACACGCUGCCUGUUUCUGUCUCGCUGUCCCUGCUGGUUUCGCUGACGGCGCUUUUGGCCUUGGUGGUGUUGCUAGUGAACUGUGUGACCUGCUGCAAGGAAAGGGAGAUCAACUUCAAGGAGUUUGAGGACCACUUUGACGAUGAGAUUGACUUCACUCCACCAGCAGAGGACACACCUUCUAUGCAGUCCCCGGCCGAGGUGUACACCCUCGCUGUGUCCCCUGUGGCCCUGCCUGGACCCCCACACCUCCAACCUCCUGUCCGUAUCACAGAGGGAUCCACAGGCUUCCAGGUAGCGCGUCACAGUCUCAGUUAUAUCCAAGAGAUUGGCAACGGCUGGUUUGGUCAGGUCCUUCUGAGUGAAAUCUACACUGAUCCAGGAGGAGCCAGGGUGGUGGUGAAGGAGUUAAAAGCUAAUGCAAGCGCCAAGGAGCAGAAUGACUUCCUGCAGCAGGGGGAUCCAUACAGAGUGCUGCAGCACCCAAACAUCCUCCAAUGCCUGGGCCAGUGUGUUGAGGCCAUUCCCUUCUUACUUGUCUUUGAGUACUGUGAAAUGGGUGAUCUGCGGGGCUAUUUGUCUCAGCAGGACUGGCUGUUCAGAAAUGCUGAGUUGCUGCAGCUGCAGAGGAUGGCCUGUGAAAUCGCUGCUGGUGUCACUCACCUUCACAAACACAACUUCCUGCACAGUGAUUUGGCUCUGAGGAACUGCUACCUGACUGGAGAUCUUACUGUCAAAGUGGGAGACUAUGGAAUUGGACCCUACAGAUACAAAGAGGAUUACAUCAUCACAGAGGAUGACGUGUUUGCGCCCCUUCGCUGGUUGGCUCCUGAACUGGUGGGCGAGCGCCAUGGGGGUGUGGUCACGAUGGAGCAGACCAAGCCCAGCAAUGUGUGGGCCUUGGGAGUCACAUUGUGGGAGCUCUUUGAGAAUGCUGUCCAGCCGUACCCACAUCUUACUGACCGGGAGGUUCUCAAUCAUGUGAUCAAGGAUCAACAAGUCAAACUCUUUAAGGCACAGCUGGAGCUCCCUUAUUCCGACAGAUGGCAUGAGGUCCUGCAGUUCUGCUGGCUGUCUCCAGACAAGCGGGCCACCGCAGAGGAAGUGCAUCGUUUGCUCAUCUACCUGCGCAUGCAAGGCCAGAAGGACAUAGAAGAAGACUUCGAUCAACGCUGGGACGCUCUCAAGCCGAACCCUUCCACACGGCAGACCACUGUUAGCCACUCGUCGUACCCAAUCUUGGAACAGUUUGCUGACGACGCCCUGCGACAAGAGAUCGACGAAGUUCUUACUGUCACUGAAACGAGCAAAGGUCUCAGCUUUGAGUAUGUUUGGGAGGCAGCCAAGCACGACCACUAUGAUGGCAGCCAUGGGCGCUCAGGCAUGGACACGACAUUGAACUAUCACAGCAUGUUCUUUCCUGUUUCCAGUGAAGACAUCCAGGCACAUUUCCCUGAUCCCGUUGCCAGAGCAGCGGGCACAAAAAGUGGUAACACUCCUUCGGGAAUUCCUGGAAUUGUACCAGUGUUUGAUGCACAAAAAACAUCUAAUGGAAAUGAAUAUUACAUACAACUAGAAGAACCAGGGGAGAGCACUGUUGGGGAAGAUAGGAAUAGAGGGCCAGACAUGGACUUCAGUUCAGGCCGGCAAGACUUUGUUGUUCUCCAAGAUGUCCGUCUGGAUGAGUCUAGUACCGAUGCUGAUUUCUUCCACCAAAGUAUUGACUCCAAGGAUUCCUACUUACCAGACAGCCAUAUCUGGUCAUCUCUUGAAAAUGACAGUCCAUACCACACCAACAUUUUCACUGACGGGGGGUCCAAACAAGAGGACUCUCCUUCCUGGAGGCAGAGUUUUAUGGAGCUUCCAGAGCGCAAUGGGAACCCUUUCCUUCAAGGUGCACCUUUAGAAGUCCAGGAGGUGGAUAUAGAUAAAAGCAAUGAUGAUUCUUUUUUCGGGGAUUGUUCAGAAGCCUCUUACAUGGUGGAUUCUGUGCAAGAGGAGGGGGAGAACACAGAUGACAAGAGGCUUCUGAACACUGAGAAACUAGCUGACAACUUUAUGUUUCUCAAGGACCACAGCCUGAUGAAAGACAGAUCAGGUUUCUCAAGUCCACAGGAGAAUCUUCUUCUACCUGGUCGAGCCCACGAGCCAGAGGAACGGUUCAAAAUGAGUUCUUGGGACAACAUCGAGAAUUUAGGUAGCUUAAUCUCAGCAGACAAUUAUUUAAAACCUUCAGCAAGUAGCACAUCCUCAAGACAGGAACUUUUAGACUCUCCAAGUAUCAGCUCGGGGGAGUUAUGUCCUUCUGUGGUUGAAAGUAAAACACUGGUGCCUUUCAUUACGGUGGUCACAGAAGAUGAUACAAGCAACCGGCUGGCAGUUGGAAAUAGUUCUUCCACAGAAGACCUUGGUCUGAUGCAAUCCUCUGACACAGGUGCAGACUCUGGUUUUGAUUCUACCUCAAAGAGGUUUGAGGUUAUCGUCGGUCAAACUGAUGGCCACACCCCUGCAAUCUCUGAAAGUGCCACUACAGACUCAUUGUGCACAGAUGCCAAAAUUCCCAGCCUUGAAGAAGACCGUAGAACCUCUCAGAAUAUUGUCCAGCUCAUAGAAAGUAAAAUGCCUGAAAACCUGCAAGUCCAAGCAUCGUCCUCGGACAACGGACACAGUGAAGACCUCACAAGUAAUGAUCUGUUGAGUGAGCUCAUUGAGGAUGCAGAACUGGAAAGCGCUCUUUCUGACCACGAAGAAUCCUUUAUGGACACUGAUGGGCAUCCUGUUGUCGGAUCUUCUCUGUUGGUCUCUCGGCCGUCUUUGGACCAGAUCAGCCAGGACAGUUUACUAGAAGACAGCAUGUCCACCACUCUUCCCACUAUAGAUGAUUCAGCCGAGACCCCAGACUCUUUAGACUCUCUUGACAUCCACAGGCUCGGUGAACAAGGAGACGAGCUGAAUGCUCAAAUAGCCCAACACAAACUCCAGCCUCCGUACAAAAUAUCCGACAGUGGGUACGAGACGGAGAACCUGGAGUCUCCUGAGUGGAACUCUCAGCCGAAUGAGAAAGACGAUUCUCCUGUCAAAAACGGCCUGAGUGUUGCCGAAGAAGAGGAGACGGGGGAGCUCACAGCUGCUACAAAUCUGGUUCCACCAGAAAUCAUCAUCUCUGAAGUAGAGGGUGUGCUGGAUACUCAAGGUGAGGAUCUCUGUGAGGUCCAACAACCAGCUCCUGAAGCUCCUGCUGAGGAGCCCUUCAUGGGCAGCAACUACAGAGACUCCGCCUAUUUCUCAGACAAUGAAUCAGAGCCUGAGAAGAAGUCUGAAGAAACGGUUGCGGGAGGUUCUGGGGAAGUCACGUGGCUGAGAAACUCUACUGAGGUGACCAGCGCUGGAGGUCCAACACUGGAGGUCAACGUGGAGAGGGAUGCAGAUUCUUUAAUUUCCCAGCACGAAUCUUCUGUAGCUGCCGAGGCUCAUGGAGAAGAGCCUCGUGCGGGGGGGGGCAUAUUAUCGGAUGCAGAUUCUGAUGUCGCAGGAAAACGCGAGACGGAGGCGACGAAGUCUCCCAACAGUCAUAAUGAAGAUGGAAACAAACCGGAGUUGCUCAAUGAUGUCACAUCUCCUGAUCAAUCAGAAGAUCUAGAAACAUCAACUCGACUCCUUCCUCAGCUUCCUUUUGUCCCUCCAAAACCGGUGCCAGAGAGCUCGGGUCAUGCAAAACUAACCAGGACCUACGCGAGUGACGGACAUAAAAUAAAAGAGCCAGGCAUGGAGGGGCGUUUCCUGGGGAGGCGGGACGGACAGGAAGACGACGUAGACGCGGACGAGGAGGACGAGAACAGCGACGACUCUGACGAUGACAUCCGUGGAUACCAGCUCCACAGCUCCAGUUCGGAAAGCGAGGAUGAAACCGUGCAUACGGUGCCACUUAUCGUCUCCGAUGACAGUCGUGCAAAGAACCUGAAGAGCUUGUUGAAACGCAGCGCGCUCAACGUCCAGGCGUCCUCUCAGAGUUGCAAUGCCGAUAACUCCAGACGAGCCGUGUCUUUCUUCGAUGAUGUCACUGUCUACCUGUUUGACCAGGAGACCCCCACCAAGGAACUGGGUGACCACUCCUCAGGCUCACACAAUCAGGCUCCAGAGUUCAGCAGCCCGGUGCCCAGUGCCAGCUACCUGAACCGGUUCAACUCUGAAAGCUCCACUGAUGAAGAGGGUGGUGGUUUUGAGUGGGAUGAUGACUUCUCCCCGACGCCUGCCUUCCUGGCCAAGACGGAUAAAGGCUCCGUAUCAAAGACCACGUCCUCAUCGGCAGCGUCUCGCUUUUCCUCUUCGCCACCUGCAGCAGGCCGCGUGCUCGAGCCCAGCUGGACCAGCUCCUCAAACUACUCCCGUUUCUCCAUCUCGCCGGCCAGCAUCGCAAGCUUUUCCCUGACGCAUCUCACCGACUCUGACAUCGAACAAGGAGGAAGCAGUGAAGAUGGAGAAAAGGACUAGUGUGAUAUAAAUAUUACCAUCACACUAUUGAAAAAUGAACCUAAACGCACUUUUUAAGAAUGGAGACCAGCUGAACAAGGACACAUGAUGCGGUUUGUGGACGCUUCUCUCAGGCAGAACUUUUCCUACACGAGAUGUCCACGAGAACAACGACUUUCAGCCAAUGAGACGGUCCCGUUGAGCCACACCUCCUCCAUCAGUGUGUGGUUUGAAUUCAGGAGGAAAGAAAGAGUUUCUAAAUGUUUGCUUUAAAGACUUAUCAUGUGCAUUCCAGGUGUUUGGCUGCUUCUUUUUAUUGUGUGUCCAAGUGCACUCAUUUUCCAGGACUUUCACCAAAAAAAAAAGAAGAAAAGAAAAAGACUUUUUAUGCUCUGAAUUCAACACACUGGGCUGGCAAAACUCGUCACUACAGCCAAAUAGGAAUAAGCUCUUUGGUUUCAUCAGACCUAAAACUGAAGAUCCAAGCUUUUUCUCUAACUUUAUUACUUUUGCUCUUUCAUGUUGUGCGAUUAUUUCAGUGGUUGCCUCUUCUGGAAGAAUGAUUUAUUUUUUCGUAACCUCUCAUCAGGUGUUUUAUGUCACAAUCUCCUCAUUGGAGAGUCUGUGUGUGUGUGUGGUAUCCUUCUGUACAGCAUUU
Cyclopterus lumpus (lumpfish) is the source of this 5677-nucleotide messenger RNA. It is a transcript of the gene lmtk2, whose product is annotated as lemur tyrosine kinase 2. NCBI's taxonomy places the organism in Eukaryota, Metazoa, Chordata, Actinopteri, Perciformes, Cyclopteridae. The record is from RefSeq and is a predicted model, not a curated record. Bases 433 to 5040 code for a protein of 1535 amino acids. The transcript has 14 exons. Gene Ontology annotation, biological process: protein phosphorylation. Gene Ontology annotation, molecular function: ATP binding; protein kinase activity.